Messenger RNA from Notodromas monacha, 2491 nucleotides. Lineage: Eukaryota; Metazoa; Arthropoda; Ostracoda; Podocopida; Cyprididae. The record is from the annotation of a GenBank genome assembly.
GUUAAUGCUUGAAAUUCCAGGAUGCUCACGAAGUUACCAAGUGGUUCAGUCUGACGUGCGCUGACAUUUGAUACUAUGGCGACCGCAUCCGAAGAUAGUGAUUUUGAUUGCUGGCUUUCUCAAAAAUUCCAAGCUCUAAAUACGGAUGAUUCUGUGAUCGUACCCUACGUUAAAAGCAUACUGGAGGGCGAGGAGGAGGAUGAAUCGGAAAAGCACGAAGCGCUCGUUGGCAUCCUCUCUGAAAUAUCGGUGGACGAUGUGGAGGGUCUGUGCCAAGAACUUAUUCUACGCUGGAAUGCAUUCGUGAACAUCGGUGGUUCAUCCGAACAUCCGCCUGAUACAUCCGUUCAGUCUUCUGUUCCGUCGCAUUUAGAAGACCGAAUUGCUCAAAUAAUGAUACAAAAAGCUGACGAGUCUGUUAAAGUGAAGGUGCCGUUAUCGAAUGGAUCGUCUGAAGUGAAGCAGGCAAUCUUAUCCCAGUAUAGUGAGGUUUGUGAUGUGGAGACAGAUGACGAAGAGGAAGACGAUCACGACUCAUCGCAUGGGGCGAAGAACUCGGCCGUUGGUGGUCAUCCAAAAGGUUCCAAACAUCAAGACAAGCUGCCAAUGAGUGAUCAACUUGUUCCGCCAGUCAAUGUCACGAAUGAUCUUGAGGAAACCCUCCUGAGGGCUGCACGAAGUGAUGAUUUGGAAACGCUGCAAGAAUUGUUGAAUUCCCGUAGCUCGGAAAAAAUACAGCUCAACAUAAAUUGCAAAGGAACGAGAGGCUGGACAGCUCUGCAUUUAGCAUCUUAUUUCGGAAACAAAUCUGUGAUUGAACUUCUGCUGGAAAAUGGUGCCGAUCCAAAUGUCGUGAAUGAUGAUGGGGAUACUCCCCUGCACAAAGCUGCGCUCACCUCCAGAUUCGAAGUUUUGGAAAUACUUCUGCGAUCGGAUGCAAACGUUUGUGCCAUAAAUGGAGAAGGAAAAUCGGCUGAGGACUUGGCUACUAAUCGGGAUGCGAAAGAUUUGCUUGAACAGUCGCGAAAAGCCGCUGAGGAAAUUCGAGAAGGUGUCUUCCUCGCUGCUUGCAAAGACGGCUUUUUGUCUCGAAUUGAAGAAAUGUUGGAGUGUGUGCCAAAAGUGAACAUAAAUUGCGUGGAUCGCCUCGGAAACACGGCUCUUCACAGUGCUGCCUACUUGGACAACAGAGCAGUGGCCAUUUGUCUUCUGGAGCACGGAAUCGACACGACCAUUCGGAACCAUCAUGGCCACCUUGCCUCCGACAUGGCGCUCAAUUCUAGCAUGAAAGAAAUGCUCGGAGUCCCGCCUAUCAAGUCUUUGUCUCAGACCCCGUUCAGAUAUCAGGGCCCGCUUUUCAAGCACCAGCGAUUCCGUGGUUGGAAACCAUUUUGGGUAAUCUUGGAUCGCGGUGUCUUGAGUUAUUACAAAACACCGGGGAAUGCCGCAGCUAAUUUUCGGCGCCGGUUCCACAAGCAUUUGAAUUCAGCCGUAGUUUUGAAGGCGCCCGAAGAUUUGGGAAUGUUCGUGAUCCGAUUUCCUGACGGAGAUCAGCACCGUUUGAGUCUCACCCCGCAUUGUACCCAACGUGCCAUCGAACGCCAGAAAUGGAUCGCUGUGAUUGGAGAGCAUGUGACUUUCAGCUCACGAAUGCUCAGUGCUACAGUUGAGGAGGACGAUGCUGAUGACGAUACUGAAUCCUUGCUAUCAGCCGACUUUGCAACAGUGGGAAGGAUGAAGAAGAAUGUUUCUUUCGUUUAUUCCGAUCCCCAGACAUCGACUCAUGUGAAAUCCCUGCGCUCAAUGAAGGACGCUCUGCAAACUGCCGAGGCGUAUAAAGAACUUCUCGCUCAGGAUUCGGAAAUGUUGUCGAAUUCCUUCAACCAGCUGCCGAUAACUUACCGCCAGGGGGCGUUGUAUUCUUUACUUCUGAAAGUUGACACUGUUCAGCGCACGGCGAAAGACGUCGUCGAAUCUCUGAACUAUUGUUUGAAUCUUUUCCGUCAACAAGAAGACCUGCGUGUCUUGGAGCUGAAACGAAGCAAGGAAAAGUGUCGGGUUCUGGAAGAAAGCCUGUUGGUCUUGGCUAAGCAACACCGGAACUUGGAGUUGUCUUUGUCCACCGGAGUGAGCCACGAAAUUGGAGCGCAUCCGUUCAGUGCGGAACUUGGCGGCGGAAGUGAGAAGCGUAUCCGGAAGAAGAAGCCGAAUUUACGUAAACCGGUUGUUGGUUGGAUAGAAACUGAGACUUGUGGCAGCGACGGGGAAUUGGUCGACUGUACCGGAAUCGAUCGUCAUUUAAAUUCUUCGGACUCCGAAUACAACACGCCGUAUGGGUCCAUGAGUGAUUUGCGAGCUUCUGCUCCGUCUCCCAUGAUCCAUGUCGGCGUGACUAGAACGCGUAUUGCGGUCCUGGGUGCCGCCGAAGACGAAGCUGUCAUGACGAUGAUCGAGGAAAGAUCGGAAUACGGAAGGUGAGUCUUCCUGUGAU